This is a messenger RNA of Paramisgurnus dabryanus, 2074 nucleotides long. RefSeq names its product G protein-coupled receptor 88 (gene gpr88). The record is from RefSeq and is a predicted model, not a curated record. NCBI's taxonomy places the organism in Eukaryota, Metazoa, Chordata, Actinopteri, Cypriniformes, Cobitidae. Gene Ontology annotation, molecular function: G protein-coupled receptor activity. Gene Ontology annotation, biological process: G protein-coupled receptor signaling pathway. Gene Ontology annotation, cellular component: membrane.
GUCUGAUUAUCAGUCUUUCUGUAUGCUUUUCUGUAUGGCUCUAGCUUGUCUCUCCAUCGUUCUAUCCGUCUGUCUUUCCAUCCAUCCCUCUGUCAUUCCAUUCAUUAUCUUUCUAUAUCUGUCUCUAGCUAUCUGUCGUUUACUCAUCUUUCCAUCCAUCUGUCUAUCUUGUGUGAUUAGAAAUCAACUACGUAUUGAAAUUAAUUUCACAUGGCAUUAAAUGCUGCCCUGUUCUUAUAGCUAGAGGUUCUUAAUGGGAGCUCAUUAUCAGAGUCGAUUCAUGAUGAACGAGUCAUUUAUGCUCGCUAUAAAUAAUGCAGAAACCGGCACGUGAGAAUGCAGCGUGGGCUCUUGUUGAUCUCGCGCCUUUCUUCGUGCGAGAUAAAACCGCACAUGUGCUCGUGCACACAUAAAGCCCGUUUCCUCACCACGGCGCCGCCAAAAGGGUGGGCUGCGCUCUCUUCUCAGUUUUUAUCCACACAAUGUGAGACUUCAGAUAAGAUGAGAUAAAAUUGCUUUUUCACACCUUCAUCAUGCCAAACGACACGGACGAGCCGCUGUCUGAAUGCGCGCUGGGACGCGGAUCGCGCAUCUCGCUCGCAACCAUUUACUCCUUUAUGUGCGUUUUGGGCACCAUCCUCAAUCUCUUGGUCAUCUACCUGGUCGUCACGUUCAAGAAACUCCGCACGGCCAGUAAUGCCUUCAUCGUGAACGGCUGCGUGGCUGAUUUAUUGGUGUGCGCAUUCUGGAUGCCGCACGAAGCUGUGACCACCUCAACCGGGAGAUUUCUCGUGAUCGGGUACCAAGCGUUCAAAGAAGCGCUGCUGUUUCUGGGAAUCACGGUUUCUUUGCUUUCCCAUUCGCUUAUUGCCGUAAACAGGUACGUUUUGAUCACCAAAACCCCCGCUGUGUAUCAAAGUCUCUACCAGAAGAGAAACACUGAAUGGAUGAUCGCGGGAUCGUGGCUCAUCUCACUCGGUUCUUUGUUUCCGUGGCUCACAUCUUUUCGGUACCCACCAGAGAGAUGCAGGGAUGCCGAGGGUGCGCUCGCAGCAUCAGCACCACCAGCAUCAUUCGCGAUGGGGACGUCGAUGUCCGUUUUAUCCAGUCCGUUCGCAGCUGGCACUUUCGCGGUCACUAUCAUCGGACAGACUUUUGUGGUAGUGUACUGUUACUUUAAAAUCUUCCGCAGGGUACAAAUAAGCGUGAAACGAGUGAGUAUUUUGAAUUUCCAAAUCGUGAACAAUCUUCCCUAUUCCUUCCCCAGAAAAGACAAGCGCCUCGGUUUCUAUGUCCUCGCGGUCUGCUUUAUAUUUAUCCUCACAACCGAACCCAUUUUUUGGGUGCUCGUCGCGGGACUCUUCGUGCCCGUGUCUGUGGUACUUUGGACGUCGACGUGGAUUUUCUUCUGCACUAUUUUUGUCUCCAAUCCGUUUUUGUACACUUGGAAAAACGAGGAGUUUAGGAAGUCGUUUAGGUCUGUGAUGAGAGGAGAUUUCUUGCGUGGAUCUACGGUUGGGGUCGAACCCAUCACCAUUAAUACCAUUUCUCACAUUUUCCCACGCCAAAACAGCCGGAGGGCAUUCCUGGCUGAAAUGAACUGAACCUUGCUUGAAAAACUGUCACCCUGCUGAAAAACAAACAAACAAAAGAUGGUUAUAAUGGGAAAUGUAUUAGUUUGAAUGGAAACCAUAUGCCAGUGUUGGGUUUUAUUAGGAUGUUAUCUAAACCAAUAAAGCGUCAUCAAACCACGCUACAUAAAUACAUUUGUACUGGUUUUAAUGGGAAAUUAUGAUUCAUAAGGGUAUUUGUAAAGAAAACCAUUGUAAUUUGUAUAGUUUUUAUUGGAUUUUUUUCAGCAGGGCAGUUUCGCUCGUGCCUAGACGUUUGUGUCCAAGAUGCUUCUACAAUCCGCCAGUGAAGAUAAGCUGCAUGUAUUUUACAGUGUUUUGUAAAGCAGGUUUCUUGUUUUUUUGUAAAACUUGACAUGUGAAGUGCUUUUGCAAAACUGUGAACGACUGCCACUUUUUAAAGACAUGUUUAUGAAUCAAAUAAAUCUCAAUUCUCUGUGUUA